AUGCCUGGGAGCAGCGCCGAGCAAAGUCGCGGGAAAAGUGGGGGCAAUGAACUUCACCCGCCCCUCGCGCAGGAAAACACCCCCGCCGCCUCUCAAACACGCCUCGGAGAAAACUCACUCCCAGGCUCCCAAAUUUUUAAGAAAUGCAGCCAGGGGAGGCCGGGGCUCCGGAGCGACCCGAGAGGGAAGAGAAGAGGCAAACCCUGCCGCUGCCACCCGCCCCCCUCCUCACAAAAAUAUUUUUUCCAGUCCCAGAGAAGAGGUCACCCUUCCUCAAAAAAGGGAGGGGGUGAGUCAGUCAGUCGAGGAAAGCAGAAAGAAAUCUCCAGCGGGAGAGACACCGGUGUGCCGCCGCCGCCGCCGCCGCUUCUCUCGCCGCCCCGCCUGAGGAGAAGUGCAGCCGGGAACGCUGCUCUCGCCGUCGCCGCUAACGCUGCCGCCGCCGCCGCGAAAGCCCCGAGCCGGAGGGUGCACAGCGUGUCCCCGGGCGGCUGCAGCGGGAGCCCGGGCACUGCCCCAUCCUCCGCCCGCCCGCCAGCUUCGCGCAGCUCCCGCUCCUCCCCCUCCGCGGCCGGCCCACCGCCGCCGCCCGCCUCAGCCCAGCCCCGCGCCCGCCAGCUUGCUCGUGCGUUCGUUCGCUCGUGUUCGCGCGCUCCCGCGCACCCGCCCUCCCCGCGCCUCGCUCGGCGCGCGCUCCCGCCCCCGCGGCCCCGGCCGCCGGGAUCACGUGGACGGCUGGGCUCCCUCCUCCCCCGCCCCCUCCCCAGUUGUAGAGUGUGUAGAAAGCAAAAGGCUGGGGGCUGGCCGCGCUCGCGAGCCCAGGGCAUGCGCGCUGGGGCGGCCGGGCCUGCGCACUGGGGGCGGUGGGGAGCCGCGAGGGGGGUGGGGGCGUGGAGGGGGCCGCCCGCGUGGGGUUGGCCGCAGCUGGGCCCGGUUGGCGCGCGAGGGCGUGGAAGCCGCCGGAUGAUCCGGCCUGUCUCAGCGGGGACGCGAGCGGGCCCCUGCUCCCAGCCCAUUCCGCGCGCGCCCCCCACCUCCUCGUCGGGACACUUGCUCCUGGAUCCCGUACCCCCGGCCGACCAGAGGCCGCCUUGUAGGGAAACCACCAGACCCCAAGGGUGUUUUCUCUUAACUACCUGCGCUGCGAGGGAGGGUGUUCAGAGAAGGGGCACAAGGGGGGCGUCCCUGGGAGGGGGGCGCGACUGGAGGCGACAGAACUGGGAGCGGGUACCAAAGCGCGGGCCUUUGCUCCGCGGGGCGCAGUGGGAGCACCAACAGGCGGAGUUGGAAACUUUUCCCCCACGUGGCACCACAGUGCGUGGCCGAGUGACCCCGCGCCCGGAUGACCCCUGGGAUUUCCGCCUCGUCUUCCAGCGGGGGACCUUGGGACGCACGGGCGGCUUCGGAUCCGGGAGCGCGAGGCCUAGCAGCUGGGGGCCGAACUUGAACCUCGGCGGCGGCCGCGGGCGAGGGGCGGGGCUCGAGGGGCCGGGACCCGCCCCAGCUCGAGGACCCGUUAGACCCGAAAACCGCAGUCCCUGCCCCGCGGGCUUCCUUUAUUUUUGGGGGGGGGGGGUUCACAAGUUUUUCCACCUGAGCCCCUUCCUCCCGCCGCAAUGUAGCUGAUGCUUAUAAAAAGUUGUAUUAAAAAGCCGACUGCAGCCCAGAAUCGAUCACCAAAAGCGACCAGCCUCUCUGGGUAAAAUAGUUGUGCGUUUUUCAGAGCACUGGAAUUGAUCUGUACGGAUCAGAAAGACACCGACGGCCCGCUCUCAGCAGCCUCUAGGAUGCUCUUCACUUUCUGUCCCGGCACUUAAACACCACGGCACCGUCUCUCCUUCCUCCCUAGUAGCCCAAGCUCGUGGAGGAAGAAAAGGAAAAUAAACUGACAUGUAUUAAUUACACACAAUGAGCCAGGCACUGUGCUAGAACGCUAUGCGUAUGCUUUCACCUCUUUAAAACACAAAUCUGCACAUUUUAUUACUAUUACUGGAAGGAGAAUGAUAGAGAAAACAGUAAGGACGUGUUUUCUCUCACAAUCUGACACAUCUGAUUGACUGAUUGAUUGAUUGUUUUUCAUUUAACAAUUAGGCCUUACCAGGCUUAGCAAGCACAGUUGUAGGUACUCGGAAUACAGCGACGUACAAAACAGAAAAGAUACUGCUUCUUAGAUCUUACGUUCUAGCAGGCAAGCCUCACUUGUCUUAUAAUUCCUAGUAACAAUUUAAUAGUUUGUCAUUGUCUUGUUUUAGGUCACACUCCUUCAGCUUCCCCAUUUCUGAAUCCCAGGUCUGGAUCUUUAUGAAAUCUGAUGGGGAGAUGGGAGUGGAGGGGGGAACGGUAGAAGGAAACAUCCACCCGAUUGUGACCAAGAUAAGGUCUACCCAUGGCCUUCUCAACAGAUGACUGCAAGUUGAUUUCGUGCUUUAUUUCUUAAGAAUAGUGACUAACCUACGGGAUCUGAUUCAAUUUACUAGGAACACAGUGCCACCUUCCAAAAUUACUUACCUAAGAGGACUGAGCCUGCUGUCUCUGGAGCAGUUAGCUGAAACAGUGCCUCAGAACGGAGCGUACCUGCGUUAACUUCUAGAGUGCUGUUUCCGGCAGCUGCUGAUAUCCAUGCUGAGGUUGUCAAUCUCAUCCUACAAAAUAAAACAAGUUCUUUGCAAUUUAAAGCAAAAAUCUGGGCUCAUUUUUAGGGUUUGGGGGGAUGUGAAAGUUGUCUUAGAUAAGAUUCCAGGAAAACUAGGAAUUAAUAGUGUAAUUACAGUCACUUUUCGACAACUUUGGGGAUUGGGCUGAGGGAGGUGUGAAAUUGGGAAAUUUAAUAAAAGGUAUUAUAUUAGUGACUUUGGAGAGUAGCCUUUGGCAGUCCCGUCUUUAAAGAGUAAUAACUGGUAGGAAAAAAAAUGAAUGAUAAUACACUGCAUCCAAGAACCUUGCCUCUGGCGAGCAUAAUUUGCAAACGCAUUUUGGGAUAAUGUUCAGGGUCCAAGUGUAAUCCUCCCUGGAAUUAGCAAUGCCUUUUGGGUCAGAGUUUCAUAGAUUUCUUCCAUCAUACAAUUAAAAUUGUUUUUGGAUUAUAUUACCCAUAUUUGUUUCUAAUUCUCCAUUUUGCCUGUUUUAAUUGCCACUGAUUAAUAACUGCCAUAUAAUAAGCUAAGCAUCUAUUAUGUUUCAGGCACUGUUCUAACUGCAUUAAAAUAAUAUUUAAUUCUCAUAAAGUUUGAGAAUGGUUUUAUUAUACCUAUUUUACAGUUGAGUAAACUGAGGCUUAAAGUUAAGCAUAUUGUCCAAGGUGCUUCCACUGCUUAGUCAUAAGCUAAAUUUGAUCUGAAUGACUCCAAAAUCUUUAUCUUAAUGGUUAUGCUGAAAUGCCCUUCUUAGACUGAUUCCUCAAAAAAUCAAAUGCUAUAUGUAUUGUACAACCACUUUAGAAAGCUGUUUGGCAAUAUCUGUUAAACAUAUGAAAACCCUGUGGCCCAACAGUUCCACGCUUAGGAAUAUACCAAUGUCAAAUGUAUACCAAAAGACUAUUAAAUCACUCAGAGCAACCCUAUUUCUAAUAACCCUCAAACAGGAAACAACCCAAAUGGUCAUAAACGGUAAAAGAGAUAAAUAAUUGGUAGUACAUUCAUACAACAUAAUACACUUUACAACACUAAGAAUGAA
Messenger RNA from Cebus imitator (Panamanian white-faced capuchin), 3672 nucleotides. Its product is annotated as translation initiation factor IF-2-like. Lineage: Eukaryota; Metazoa; Chordata; Mammalia; Primates; Cebidae. The transcript has 4 exons. The record is from RefSeq and is a predicted model, not a curated record. Bases 1 to 1626 code for a protein of 541 amino acids.